AAAACAAGUUUGGUAAGAAACCCCUUUUUGACAGUGUAAGUUUUCCAGUCAAUAAAAAGACGUUCAUUUCCUGUUGUAAAAAAAUUAUAAAUUUUGAGUGACAAAACAAAAGGGCGGGAGUCUUAUUAUUUUGUAUACCGCCAUAUGAAAAAAAACAAUUGAAAGCAUGUCAACUUGGUGAAACGUUUUAAGAAUUGCUACCAAUACCAAAACUCAAAAAGGGGUAUACAUCUGUUGAGUCGAAAUUUCCGUCAAAUUGUCAGUAUGUUGUUUUGUUUCUACUAGAUUGUCUAUUUAAGUGACAGAACAUUUUCCUAUAAUAGCAGAGGAAAAAGCAACCAAUUCAAAUCUUGUUUUCAAUGAGUACUGGGAAUUUUCACUAUGGCCAAGCAAGUAGCCCAAGUGGAUUCGAAGCAUCUGUGUCACGAUGGCAUUCUUGGUUUUCAAGAUCACCUAAUGACAUAGAAAAUAUCCGCAUCAAUGUAGAUUGUGUUAAACUUUUUGAUAAAGAGUUUCAGGAAACAGAAUCCGAUAGUGUUUCUAAUUCAGACGAAAGUAACAUAACCAAUAAAAGUACACAACUUUCUUUCGUUUACUUAAAAGAUGAUCAAGGGUUUGCAUUCGGGUCGUACCCAUUAAAAGAUCAAAAACAAUGGAAUUUUAUGAUUGAUCGUAUGAAAUAUAACAUGAGAAUUGUUAAUGAAAAAAGUCAUGGGACCAUCUAUCAUAAUUUCAAACAUGAUUUUCAUACUGGGGAUUCUUACGCACAAGAAGAUGAAUGUAUUAAUAAGUGCGAUAUGCUUGAAUUGACGCAGCGCAAGGAACAUGAUAAGGACAGCGGCAACUCGGACAAGUUGAUUCCUUGUGUUUUUUCAUUGCCUUGUAAUGGGAAAACCGCUUUUUUAUGCGGCAAUUUCCCAAACCCGUCAUUUAAUAAAAAAAUUCCGAUGGUUCGCAGUGUUGACAAAUUCGUUGCAGUUCUUCACCUGCCUAGAGGAAUUUACUACUAUAGAUUUAACGUGGAUGGAAAAUGGUCAUUUAUACCCGAGUAUCCUAAUGUUGUCACAAGAAAAGGUCAAAAACUAAACGUUUACGACAUUUCAAAUUAUCGUUGCAAAUAUUACCAAAUUGACGAAGAGUACCAAAAGGCUAAAAAACAAGUGUUUCAUCAAAAGCUUCCUGAGUUAAGCCAAUAUAAUGCUCACGCACCAAGUUUACCUUUUCUUUUAGAAAAAAAUAACCAAAUCCGUUGUUUUCCUGGAAAUAAUAAUUAUUCAACCCUUCACUCUUUAUCGAAUCGCAUUUAUAUCGAUAAAUCAGCCAGUCGUGAUUUAGGGAAAAAUGUUGUCUGUACAUGUGUGACAUGUGUUUGGAGAAGUCCUCAUAUGCUUCCUUUAUCAACGACAGGGCCAAUUUAUACUACGGUUGUGUGGAUUACAAAUAAGCCACGAGAAAGUUUUUUUAAAGAAUCUGUUGAGAAAACAAGAUUAAAACCACUGAUGUCAAAGCUGAAAAUGACCCAUACAGCACGCAAGUUUUGAAAAGUAAUAAUAGCCUUUCAUAACCUGUUCAACAUGAAGGGAAUGUGUCUCACACACUCGGAUGACAUUGAAAACAUUGUAUUUCAUAAACUGGCUAAAAAAAGCAUGGUUAAAAAAAAAAAAUAAAUACCAACUCUAUUAAAAUAUUUUAUUUAAAACAUUGUUCUGUUUUUAUUAUGUUAACCUUACACUAGC
Molecule: messenger RNA, 1736 nt
Organism: Hylaeus volcanicus
Lineage: Eukaryota; Metazoa; Arthropoda; Insecta; Hymenoptera; Colletidae
Exons: 13
Coding region: 360-1541 (393 amino acids)
Biological process (GO): signal transduction
Cellular component (GO): nucleus; nucleotide-activated protein kinase complex; cytoplasm
Molecular function (GO): protein kinase binding
Source: RefSeq, a predicted model, not a curated record